GGUAGGCCAUCCCACUGGCCGAUAGCACCGGUGGGUGUGUCUGGAGGUACCUCAGUGUUUGGAGAUGCUUCUCUAUCAUCAUCAUCAUCAUCAUCAUUAUCAUCAUGCUCAGCAGCAUCUGACCAUAGCAUCAUUCUGAACCUCACCACGUGUGACCCUCUUGAAGAAGCAGUCGCUGCUGAAGGAAGUCAACCUAAAAGGCCAUGCCACAUAAACUAUGAGGCACAAGCGUUGAUUGAAAAUAUCCUAACACCAAAGCCUGGUGGUGAACACAUCAUGCAAGAGUAUGCAAAAACCAAAUCUCUGAAAGAUGCGACCAGAAGACAGAUGAUAAACAUACUUGCUGCUGAGAUGACACAAACACAUGGGAAAUCCCCCCCUAAAAGUGUCAGAGUAAAGUAUGCACAGGGGAUAGUUGCUCUGUUUCCAUAUCUGGAAGACCCAUAUUCACAACAUGGAUAUGAACAUUUCUACAAUCCAGAGAGCGGUUCAGGAUACCUUGCAUGGCGGCUGAAGACCAUUCAAAGAAAAACUGCAGAAGACAGAGGUGCCUCAGUCAGCAAAUCUCCCAAAAUUGGUGGGCCAGGCCAUGGUCAACCCAGACCCUUCACCGCUGACAAAGUGUUAUCUAAUGAGGAAGUGGAAGCAGCUAUUGCUGUUUUGAAACACUCUGCUGAUGAAGACACUGUCCGUGAGAAGAAGAAAACUACCUUCAGUUAUCGUCAUUCACUGGUCAACGAUGAAAAGAAAGCAGCAGAUGUCUUCUCAGUCUCUCCACGGUUUCUGGACACACCAAGACUGAUAGAACAAGAUUUCAGGCUCCUAUUUGGUGAGGUCACUGCCAACAAAUUCUUGGAAAGGUGGCCCAUCAAUUUCAAAGCAAAAGUUAAAGGAAAGCCAUGGACUGGUGCCAGCCACAGAGCUCUUGGAAUUAAUGUGCAAUGCUGAGUCAGCUGCUGAAGUUGAGAAUGGCUGGGACAGUGACAUGUGUGCUAUCUUGCUGCUGCUACAUCUGCUACCACCAUCUGCACAAGGAUGAAAGAGGCCAGGAAAAGAAACUCCCAGAUUUGCAGAGUUGCGAGCAAGAAUGGUGCGUGAGAUCACACAAUUAAGUGUUUUCUUUGCAAAAGUGACCAUGGUAGACAAAACAGCCUUAUAAAGCACCUUAAAGUAAUUCAUCGUCUCUGUACUGGCAAGACUCUUCAUCUUAAAUGUGGGCAAGUGGGAUGCUCAUGUUCUUUUGGCAGCUUUUCUGGUUUUAGGAAGCAUCUAAACAAGUGUCAUGUAAGUGGUUCAUUUGAGUCUGUAGAAGAAGGUGAUUUUUCACCUCAUCAAAGUGUUGACACAAGUAGUGUCACUGAUGUUGACGGGUCGUCUGAAUAUUUAGAGGCUGAGCCAGAAUUAUCUUCAGCAAACCUUGUAAAUAGUUGUGCAGUGUAAUUUCUGACUUAAAGGCAGCAGGUGUAGGCCAAAGUGUAGUGAAUUCUGUAGUGAUUUCCAUGGAUUCCAAGAGAUUGUUCAAGAUAUCCAGCAGCAUGCUAAAGAAACUGUCAUUAAGCAUGUGUUUAGUGAUGAAAGAGAAACUGAAAUGUGCAAGAAAGUUGAAGCAUGUUUUGAGGAAUUAGAGAAUCCUUUCACAAUUCUUAAUUCAGAAUACAAGUGAUCAAAAUUUUUCUCAGGCAAGUGUGGAAUUGUAGAACCAGUUGAAUGUGUAAUUGGCUCAAGAUUUGACACAAGGCAAAAUAAAGAGACUGGAACAUAUGAUCAGACAGUUGUUCAAGAUAAAUUCAUGUACCAAUUUUAUCUACACUGGAGUCAAUAUUUAAAAGUCAGUAUAUUGCAAAAAUGUUGAAAAGCUCAGCCACUGACGACUCAAGACUCAGAGAUAUUUGUGAUGGUUCUUUAUUUAAGACUCAUCCUCUGUUUUCAACUGAAAAGCACACACAGUGCAGAUCCAAAUGUUGUAUGAUGACUUCGAGGUUGCAAAUCCUCUUGGUUCCAAGCGAGGUAUUCAUAAACUAGGUGCAAUAUAUUUUACCUUAAGAAACUUCUCUCCGAAAUGGAAUUCUUUUUUGGCCAACAUACACCUGUGUGCCUUAUUUCAUGCACAAGAUCUUAAACGGUAUGGUUUUAAUGAAAUACUUGCUCCUAUUGUUCGAGAUAUUAAAGUGUUAGAGACUGAUAGUAUUGAGAUUCCAAUAUAUGGUGGCCGUGUUCGUGGUAGUGUGGUACAGGUUACGGGGGAUAAUUUAAGCUUACAUAGCUUGUUUGGUCUGGUGGAGUCUGUCAGUGCCAGGUACUGUUGCAGGUUUUGUUUAGCUGAAAAAGAUGACUUUCAAACAGAAUUCUCUGAAGAUUCUUCCAAAAUAGUGUUAGGCACCAAAGACGCCCACGCUGCUCACUGUCAAGAAAUGGCUCGUAAUCCAUCUCUUCCUUACGUAUUUGGUGUGAAGAGUUCGUGCUUAUUGAAUUCACUGACAUAUUUUCACACAGCUGAGAACUUCUCAGUUGAUGUGAUGCAUGACAUUUUGGAAGGGGUGGCCCAGUAUGAACUGAAGCUGUUGUUUUUGUAUUUUAAAGAACAACACGUUACACUGGGGGAGCUGAAUUCGAGAAUACAAAAUUUUGAUUAUGGAUUCAUGGAAAGAAACAAUAGGCCAGUGGCUGUGAAUUUAGGUGGAGAGUCUAAUGAUCUGGGACUGAAUGCGGUUCAGUCAUGGUGCUUAUUGAGUAAUGUUCCCCUCAUUUUUGGAGAUUUGGUAACCUCUACUGACCAACGUUGGGGCCUACUUCUUUUAUUACUACAAAUAAUAAACAUUGUAUUUUCUCCCAUGUUAUCUCAAGGUCUGUGUAUAUAUUUAAAACACUUGAUUGUUGAACACCACAAACUGUUCAAGACAUUGUAUCCCCAGAAAAAAACAUUUACCAAAGCACCAUUUUCUUAUCCACUAUCCCUGCUGUAUUCAGAAAAUAGGACCUGUACUUCAUAGCUGGUGCAUGCGCUAUGAAGGUAAGCACAAUUUUUUUUGAAGAAACAGCUCAAAUCAUAUUGAAAUAUCACCAAAACGCUGGCUAAAAAACACCAGAAUCAUAUGGCAUACAUGUGGCAAUCUCCAACAACUUUUAGUCGGUUAGACAUUGGUCCAGGAAAAAUGGUGUCUUUAGAAAUGGUAAAAGGAGGUUCUGGAAUUGCCAUGUCAAUGCAACUGCCCAAUAAUGUUCAAGUUAUGAAAGUGAAUUGGGCUAAACACAAUGGUUUUGUUUACUGUCCACAUCUGGUUAUUUGUGGCAAAGUUGAAUCUGAAAUGCCUCUUUUUUACCAGAUUGUGUCAGUUGUGAUAAUGCAUGAGAAAUAGUUGCUCACUUCACCUCUAUUUACAGUAACAUUUCAAGAACAUUUCCAUGCAUUUGAGGUGACCAGGACAAAGCAAGAUUUUGUUGUCUUUCAUGUUGACAACCUGCAUUAUCCCAGGCCUUUUGGCAUACAAAUGUCAUAUGGAGGGAAUGACACAGCUCUCUUUGUUGUACCAUAUUGUUUUCUCUGGUGAGCACUGUGUUUUAAAAAUAACGUUUAUAGUCAAGGCAAGUAUGGGUAACUGUUGUG
Epinephelus lanceolatus (giant grouper) is the source of this 3604-nucleotide messenger RNA. RefSeq lists its product as uncharacterized. Lineage: Eukaryota; Metazoa; Chordata; Actinopteri; Perciformes; Serranidae. The record is from RefSeq and is a predicted model, not a curated record.